AUGUAUGUAGCAGAUUCUGGAAACGCGAGAAUUCAAUUAUUUAAACCAGGACAAUCAAACGCAACAACCAUAGCAGGAACUGGAGCACCAGAAACAUUCACAUUCAAGAAACCGAUAGCAGUUAUACUUGAUUCUGAUGGAUAUUUAUUUAUAGCAGAUUUCGAUGGUCAUUGUAUUAUAAGAUCAGCAAGAUCAGGAUUUUAUUGUUUAUUUGGAUGUACAUAUCAUCCAGGUACAGCGUCGAAUCAAUUACAUAGUCCCCAGAGUCUCAGUUUUGAUAGCUAUGGAAACCUUUAUGUUGCCGAUUCUGAAAAUCAUCGAAUUCAAAAAUUUAUUCUGCGAACAAAUUCAUGCGAUAUUUCUUACAAUCUACCGAAAUUUUGUUCAAAUGCAACAUGGAAUCCUAACGCUAUAACUGUUGGGGAUAGUAUCAGUAUUGGUAUAUAUCCCCAAGGUCUCUUUAUCAAUAAUAACAACACUGUUUAUAUGUCUGCAACAAGCUCUAAUAAUAUUUUAGUAUGGUUAGAAGGAAAUGCGAGUCCACAAACAUAUAAUUCUCCUGAUAUAAGUGAUCCAGGUGCUAUAUUUGUCACUGUUAACGGUGCUGUUUAUGUUUAUAACAAUGGGAUUAAUGGUAGCAUAAACACAUGGGUACAUAAUGGAGCAGGUGGUAGUACUCCUGCCAUGCUUGUUAAUAGUACUUGUAACGGUAUUUUUGUCGACAUCGAAGACAAUAUUUAUUGUUCUAUGAGUGAUUUUCAUACAGUACUAUUAUUCAAUAAUGGUACAUAUACAUCACUUAUUAUCGCAGGUAACGGUUCUGCUGGAUCCGGACCAUAUAUGCUGAAUACUCCUCGAGGAAUCUUUGUUGAUAUUAAUCUCAAUUUGUACAUAGCAGAUUGUCGAAACAAUAGAGUACAAUUACUACAAGGGGAAUAUCCAAACAUGAGAACCGUAGUAGGAAAUGGAUCGAAUGAAAUAAUUACAUUCGAUUGUCCAACUAGUGUUAUACUUGAUGCUGAUGGAUAUUUAUUUAUUUUGGAUUCUAAUAAUCAACGUAUAGUUGGAUCAAAUGCUGAUGGUUAUCGAUGUAUAGUAGGAUGUAUAAAUGGACUUAUUCCAAUAUUAGAUGAAUUAUAUCAACCUUGGAGUCUUAGUUUUGAUAGUUAUGGAAAUAUUUAUGUUGAUGAUUUUGGAAAUUCACGGUUACAAAAAUUUCUUUUUAUAAGUAAUUCUUGCGAUGAAGUUAUAGUCUAUAAUGAUACACUGACAUCAACUACAAAUCUAAACAUAACAACAACUACUUCCUAUCAAAAUGGUGGACAAUCCACAUCUUCAAUUUUUUUACCUACUUGUCUAACACCUUUAUCUAUCAAUUCUAAUUGUAAUACAUCCGCGUCAAUAUGUGAUAUUCGUCAACCUUGUCAAAAUAAUAGUACUUGUAUUAAUGAUAAUACUACUAUUCGGGGUUAUAAUUGCAAUUGUCUAUCUGGUUUUAACGGUACAGAAUGUCAAUAUGAUUACCGAAUUUGUCAAUUACGUACUUGUUCAUAUAAUGGCAUAUGUUAUCAAUUAUCAAAUACAACAUUUACUUGUAGUUGUAACGAAGGAUGGCAAGGUGUACAUUGUGGAAUAAAAAUCAAUUAUUGUGAAAAUAUAACAUGUUAUAAUCAAGGUGUUUGUCAAUCAUUAUCAUCGAAUUAUACAUGUCUUUGUGAGAAUGCAUCCUAUUCCGCGAUGUUGAACAUUGGAGGAAUCAGUUCCGCACCGGAAUCGAUUCCGUCCAAUUCCGGGAACUCGAUAGACACACAACAUAAGACACCCAGUCAAGAUUGA
Molecule: messenger RNA, 1836 nt
Organism: Adineta steineri
Lineage: Eukaryota; Metazoa; Rotifera; Eurotatoria; Adinetida; Adinetidae
Source: the annotation of a GenBank genome assembly